This is a messenger RNA of Puccinia graminis f. sp. tritici CRL 75-36-700-3, 3021 nucleotides long. RefSeq lists its product as uncharacterized. Gene Ontology annotation, biological process: translational initiation. The record is from RefSeq and is a predicted model, not a curated record. NCBI's taxonomy places the organism in Eukaryota, Fungi, Basidiomycota, Pucciniomycetes, Pucciniales, Pucciniaceae. The transcript is spliced from 3 exons. Gene Ontology annotation, molecular function: translation initiation factor activity; RNA 7-methylguanosine cap binding. Gene Ontology annotation, cellular component: eukaryotic translation initiation factor 4F complex. Bases 108 to 2267 code for a protein of 719 amino acids.
AGCUCAGUCCCAUCAGCUGUUGAUUCUCCUCCCCCUUGUUGCCAGAAAAAGGCAAAAACAUUUUCAAUUUCAGCCGCUUGCUUGAUCCCCCGAAUCGGAAAACAGCCAUGGACCGAGCCAGCCCACCCAGCUCAGCAGACGGCCGAAUUGGGAAACAGACACUCACACCGCCCAGCCUGCUCGAGCUCACCGAGGCCAUGAGAUCGAACCCAGAGCGAUGGCAGCAACUCAAGAUCGAGACUGACUCAGAACGACUGACUACUAACACCACCAACACCACCACUACUAACUCAGCCAGCACACCCACACCCUCCACUGCCACUGGCACUGGCCGACUCCGUCUACCACUCUCAACCCUACGAACCAGCCUCGACCGAAGAUCCAGCAUCUCUGCAUCAACACCCACAACCACAACCAACUCACCACCAGACCCUCAACCCCAAACCAACUCAAACAUCACUACUACUACAACCUCAACAACCGACCCCAAUCAAUCAGCCGACUCCCAACACCAUCAACUGCUGCUCCAGAGGAGAGGAUCAGCUUCGGACAUCAACAUCGGCAUCAACAGAGCCAGAGCUCCCUCCCUAGCCGCAAUCCAGGAACGCAUCGCCAGGAUGAAACCAGACGCACUUCCCAGCAAGACUGAAGCCAAGCCUACCUCCUCUGAGAAGCCCGCCUCAGCAACCGAUCCUCCCCCAGCCCUCGUCCUAACAUCUACCUCAUCAUCAUCAUCAAACCAGAUCAUCGAUUCACAACCAAAGGACGCUCAACCGAAACCACCAUCGCAAACUGUAGGGGAAGCCGUCCAACAACAGCCGAUCAGUUCGAACGACCAAGCAGUCAAUCAGCAACCAAACACCGAUCAUCAGCCAUCACAACCCCUUCAAGAGCUACACCCCCUCCAACACUCAUGGACCCUCUACUUCGACACCCGUCUCUCCAAGCGUUCGUCCACCAGUGGCAACCAUGCUACCGGCGGUCAGGCUUAUGAGGCCGGCCUCCAGCCUAUCGGAACCUUCCAAUCCGUCGAACAGUUCUGCAGGUUCUUCAAUUGGACCGUCAUCCCUAGUCAGAUGGACAUGAACUCCUCCGUCCAACUCUUCAAGGCUCAUAUCAAGCCCAUGUGGGAAGAUCCGGCUAACUCUAAAGGAGGAAAAUGGACGAUCACGAUGAAAUCGAAUUCGAACUUGGCAUUACUCGACAAAUUAUGGACCUAUCUAGUCCUAGGCCUAGUUGGCGAACAGAUCGAGACGAGCAGCACCAGUCCACAACAACAACAACAACAACAGGAUGAAGACCUCGUCUGUGGGGCCAUCGUCGCCACUCGUCCCAGAGGCAAUCGGAUCCAGAUCUGGGUCAAGGAGAAAGAUAACGUCGAGAAGAUCAAUUCGCUCGGCAAACGGCUGAUCAAUGUGCUCGAAAUUAAUGACCAUUCUGGGGUCUCUGUCGAAUUUUCGGCUCAUUCGGGUGGCUCACAUGGAGCAUCAAAGUUUAUAAGCAUCCAAGGACAUGGAGGACAUGUCAGUAAUACUUCAUCGCCUCAAACCCGGGGUGGCAACCAUUCGCAGACCCCAUUGAUCAGACCAGCGAUCGAGGGGAUGGUGAUUGGGGGGAUGGGGGAGAAGGGAUUAGGAGGCGGAGGAGGAAUAGGCCUGAUGCGGCGUUCGACGAGUGCGGAGGUGAGCCAAUUGGCGGCCGGACGGACGGGGGGGACGAUGGGCGUGAUCCCGGCGGGUGGGCCGGCGGGCUUUGGCGGGGCUGGGUCGUUCCGCGGGAUUCCGGGGGGCCCCACGGCGGGAGGCCGGGGAGGCAGCCAACUCUCGUCGCUGGACCCGCCGAUCCAGAACGGGGUGUGGCGCCCGGCGCCGGCCGGCCAACCUCCGUCUACGCUCGCUCGCCCGUCUGCCGUCCAAGCCGGCCCUCCUGGGAUGAUGGCCGCCUUCAUCGCUAACAAUCGCAGGCCGCAAUCCGCUCUCAACUUGCCUACCAUCGGCUCGCUUAGUUCUUCUUCUUCCUCCUCGGCGGCAAACUCUGCCAGUCCUGCUGCCUUGCCCGCUUUCGCUACCCUCAACCCCGCCUCUAAAUCCCGCCACCCUUCUCCCGCUCCUGGCCUCGAACCAACCUCGAACAAUACUACUACUACUGCCAGUACUACUCCUAAUCCGACUACUACGACCAGUUCUUCGUCUUCGUCCAACCCUACUAGAAAUCCUUCUCCUGCUCCUCCUGCUCCUCUUGGACUCGGCAUUCUUUCCGGAUCGUAACCGUCCUCUCGUCUCGUCUGGUUCAAGUGUUUUUUUUUUUUUUUUUUUCUUUCUUUGCUGUUGUUUUAAAGUUUUGUUGUUGAUCCGGAUGGAUGGCUGGCGUGUUUGUGUCGGUGUGUGGUGGAGGUGGUGGAUUGAUUGGUCGGUGGAGGUAUGUGGUCGUGGUCGUGUAUGGUCCGGUCCCUGUUUGCUUUGUACCGCGGAGUGGUGGAGUGGUGGAGAGGUGUGUGUGGGCCGUGUGCAGUCUCCUCACAUACUUCUCUCCCUUCCUCCUUCUUCAAACCCUCCAUCUUAUAUAUACAUCUCUCUAGUUUAUUUGCCAUCAGAAAAAACAACACCCAUCUUAGAUUUCGGACCUGGUUCUCCCUGCUUUUUCUGCUUCCAUCUCGGCAAUCAUCAGCCAUUCCAUUCCAUUCCAUCAAUCAAUCAACUGUUUUCGUUCAUCCUUAGAGCUCGUAGACUUCUUUCUUUCGACUCCUUCACGGUUGGUCUCCAUUUCCAGUUCUCCAGCUUCUUCCAACUCUCUCUCCCUUUUUUUCUCGCCUGUUUUUAUAGCUAUCCCUUUGCAUCUUUUUUGGCAGGUUUGCGCCUCCUCCUCCUUCUUCAUCCAACCCUCCUUUUUUUUGUUCCUUUUUUUUUCUCCUUGUAUUAUAUUACAUAUAUAUUUAUUUAUACAUUUUUUUUUUUUUCAAAUGUGUAUAUUGUUUCAAGUCAUCCAAGCUUUUAUUCAUUCAAAGUAUGAAGUUUUCAUGGA